GAACACAUUCAGUAGGGACUGAAGGUAGCCUACACUGGAGUCAGAAGAAUAAUUAAUCAGUGGGGUGCGUGCGCCUUGCGUCAUGCGCAGCAAGAAGAACUGGCCAAAGCGCUGAAUUGAUCAGCGGCUCAUUAUAGCUUAGCGUGCCAGCUGAUCGAGCUAACUGUUUCGUUCAGCUUGUGUUUCACAAACUGAUAUCCUGCGAGCCCCCACCCCACAUUCGUCCUCAGCUGCCUCCUCCCCCUCUUUUUUUCCUCAGGGGCGCUUGACGGAGAGUAACGAGGCUAACAGACAGCUCAACAUUGGCAGAAUUAAGGAAUAGAGGGAUCUGAGUGUUCUCACGAACGGAUUGCCCUUACAUUCGGUGAAGAUGAACAGAUCCAGGGCGGCCCAGAGCCCAAUGCAGGGGAACAGAAGCGGCGAUGGGAACACAGAGAUGUCGCCGCUGUCCCCUCGCGAUUGAUGCUUCUACUUUCUGUCACUGUGUGUUCCUUCAUAGGAUUUUAUCACGGUUGGAUUGGUUCUUUUGCACUGUAAUGCCGGUGAUGGGUCUUGCGAAAAGGAUGACACCUUACCAAAUGGCUCGGUUCGAAAACGAGGUGCCGUCCAGGUAUGGCGGAGGCCCGGGACACGCUCAAGGGGGCCCCGGCCGCGGCGGCAGCAGACAGGGGGGCCCGCCGGGUCAGAGAAUGUACAAGCAGUCAAUGGCCCAGCGAGCCAGAACUAUGGCCCUCUACAACCCCAUACCAGUGCGGCAAAACUGCUUCACUGUCAACCGAUCUCUGUUCAUCUUCAGUGAGGACAACUUUGUGAGAAAAUACGCCAAAAAGAUCACCGAAUGGCCUCCAUUUGAGUACAUGAUCCUGGCUACCAUCAUCGCUAACUGCAUCGUCCUGGCCCUGGAACAGCACCUUCCAGACGGGGACAAGACACCGAUGUCAGAGCGCUUGGAAGACACAGAACCCUACUUCAUCGGCAUUUUCUGUUUCGAGUCAGGCAUUAAGAUCUUGGCUUUGGGCUUUGCCUUCCAUAAGGGCUCAUACCUACGCAAUGGCUGGAAUGUCAUGGACUUUGUAGUGGUGCUUACUGGAAUCCUGUCCACAGUGGGCACAGACCUUGAUCUGAGGACGCUGCGUGCUGUUCGGGUGUUGAGACCCCUCAAACUGGUGUCUGGGAUUCCCAGCUUGCAGGUUGUGCUUAAAUCCAUCAUGAAGGCCAUGAUCCCUCUUCUGCAGAUCGGUCUGUUGCUCUUCUUUGCCAUCCUCAUGUUCGCCAUCAUUGGUCUGGAGUUCUACAUGGGCAAAUUUCACACCACUUGCUUUGACAAAAUCACCGAUGAGAUCCGGGAGGAGUUUCCGUGUGGAAAAGAGGCUCCUGCUCGAACGUGCCCUAAUGGAACUGAAUGUAAACUGUACUGGAUUGGACCUAACUAUGGAAUUACCCAGUUUGACAACAUCCUGUUUGCCGUGCUCACAGUCUUCCAGUGCAUCACCAUGGAGGGCUGGACUGACCUGUUAUACUAUAGCAAUGAUGCUUCAGGGAGUGCAUGGAACUGGAUGUACUUCAUCCCCCUCAUCAUCAUCGGCUCCUUCUUCAUGCUCAAUCUUGUGCUGGGUGUGCUGUCAGGAGAGUUUGCUAAAGAAAGGGAACGUGUGGAGAACAGGAGAGAGUUUCUUAAGCUGAAGCGUCAGCAGCAGAUAGAGAGAGAGCUGAACGGAUAUCUGGAGUGGAUCUGCAAAGCAGAAGAGGUGAUUUUGGCUGACGAGGACAAUGACCCAGAUGACCGGAUACCCUUUGACGGCUCGCGGAGGAGGCCUACCAUCAAGAAGAAUAAAACAGACCUGCUUGAUGCAGAGGAUAGAGAUGGAGAUAUAGGUUCUCCAUUUGCACGGGGCAGUCUGAAGAGCUCAAAGCUGGAGGGCUCUUCCUUCCAUAAAAAAGAGCGUCGACUGCGAUUUUUCAUCAGGCACAUAGUGAAGACUCAAGCAUUUUACUGGAGCGUGCUGUGUCUGGUGGGACUCAACACACUGUGUGUGGCUGCUGUGCACUACGACCAGCCCGAAACGCUCUCCGACUUCCUCUACUUUGCUGAGUUCAUCUUCCUGGGGAUCUUUAUGUCAGAGAUGUGUAUUAAGAUGUAUGGGCUGGGGACCAGUCCUUAUUUUCACUCCUCCUUCAACUGUUUUGACUGCAUUGUCAUUUGUGGCAGCAUUUUCGAGGUGCUCUGGGCUAUAAUCCAGCCAGGAACCUCGUUUGGGAUCAGUGUGUUACGAGCUCUUAGGUUACUGAGGAUUUUCAAAGUGACCAAGUACUGGGCGUCUCUGAGGAACCUGGUGGUGUCUUUGCUUAACUCAAUGAAGUCCAUUAUCAGUUUACUCUUCCUCCUUUUCCUCUUCAUCGUGGUCUUUGCAUUGCUGGGCAUGCAGCUGUUUGGAGGACAGUUUAAUUUUGAAGCCGGCACACCACCUACAAACUUUGAUACUUUUCCUGCAGCAAUAAUGACAGUGUUUCAGGUCCUGACGGGUGAAGACUGGAACAUGGUCAUGUAUGAUGGGAUCGAGUCUCAGGGCGGAGUCAGGAAGGGCAUGGUCUUCUCAGUCUUCUUCAUCGUUCUUACGCUCUUCGGCAACUACACUCUGCUCAAUGUGUUCUUGGCUAUCGCUGUGGACAAUCUGGCCAAUGCACAAGAGCUGACCAAGGAUGAACAGGAGGAAGAGCAGGCAGCCAAUAAGAAAAUGGCUCUUCAGGCAGCCAAGGAAGUAGCAGAGGUCAGCCCACUGUCUGCAGCCAACCUCUCCAUUGCUGCCGUGACAGUAAGCUCUGAGCGUCUUGAUGCAACAGAACACUUUCUGGACUGUAUGGAGCAACAGAAGAACCACAUAGGGUGUAAGUCGGUAUGGGAGCAGCGCACUACUCAGCUGAGAAGACAGACCCUGGUGAACAGCAGAGAGGUGCUUUACAAUGAGUUGGACCCUGAAGACCGCUGGAAGGUCGCGUACUCCCGUCAUAUUCGUCCUGAUAUGAAGACUCACCUGGACCGGCCGUUGGUCGUGGACCCUCAGGAGAACCGCAAUAACAAUACCAACAAAACCCGUCCAGGUGACGGCCAGCCCCGGCGCACUCAUCAGCUCCUGCACAAACAGCCCAGCUUCAAUGAAGGGGAGAGUGGAGGAUCUGGGCCCUGGACAGCAUUGGAGAGGGGCGACUCCACUGGAUCUCGUCGGAGUCUUUUAGGCUCUGAGAACCAUGGGGAGGGUAGAGAGUGUCAUCGUAGACAUCAGCAUAGCGAGCGCUGCAGCCAGGCCCGCCAACAUCGUAAAGCCGCAGAGGAUGAGGGAGAGGGAGAGGGCGGAGGGAGGAGACACAGGAGUAAGGGCAGGGAAAGAGGACCUGAAACGCAAGAGCGGAAACAUAAGCAUCAUCGCCAUGAGGGCGAAGGAAGAAAAGAGAGAGGGGUCCGUCACCGUACAAGGAAGGAUGGUCAUGGAAGUGGUCUCACUCUCUCCACCACCCGUCCCAUUCAGAAGACUCUGUCCAGGCAGGACAGUCAGUACAGUGAGGACCUGGACAAUGCCAUGAACAACAAGCUCGCCACCCAGCCACCUAGGAACUCCACCCCUCAUGAUAGUCUGCUCAAUCUGGCCAACAGUGCCCAUACUGCCGGCCUGACACACACUGGCACUGAGAGCAACCUCAUUCCCACCAACCCUUCUUCGACCCCUGCUAAUGUUACCAGCACUGGUCACCUGGGCAUGAACCCUGACUACACUGCCGUGGACAUCCCCCCGAUGUUCCCCUCCAGUAACGCCGUCUUACAGGUCAAUAGGAAUGCAAACACUGAGCCCCUGCCCAAGAAGGAGGACACAAAGGCUGAUGAUGAUGAUGAUGAGAAAGAUGAUGGGGGGCCUAAACCCAUGCCACCCUACACCUCAAUGUUCAUUCUGACUACCACCAACCCAUUCCGGAGGCUGUGCCACUAUAUCGUCACGCUCCGAUAUUUUGAGAUGUGUAUUCUGCUGGUCAUUGCAAUGAGCAGUAUUUCCCUGGCCGCUGAAGACCCUGUCUGGCCCGAAUCUCCCCGCAACAAUGUCCUGCGGUACUUUGACUAUGUGUUCACGGGUGUGUUCACCUUUGAGAUGCUCAUUAAGAUGGUAGAUUUAGGUCUUGUCCUGCAUCAAGGCUCAUAUUUCCGUGACUUGUGGAACAUCCUGGACUUUAUAGUGGUUAGUGGUGCCCUGGUGGCGUUCGCCUUCACAGGAAGCAGCAAGGGGAAAGACAUCAGUACUAUCAAGUCCCUGCGUGUGCUCAGAGUACUUCGGCCUCUGAAAACCAUCAAGCGUCUGCCAAAGCUGAAGGCUGUCUUUGACUGUGUGGUGAACUCUCUGAAGAAUGUGUUGAACAUCCUCAUUGUCUACAUGCUGUUCAUGUUCAUCUUUGCUGUGGUGGCUGUGCAGCUCUUCAAAGGCCGUUUCUUUUACUGUACCGAUGAAUCCAAAGAGCUUGAGCGUGACUGCAGGGGCGAGUAUCUUGUCUAUGAAAGAGAUAAUGAAGUGCGGGCGCAGAAGCGGGAAUGGAAGAAAUACGAUUUCCACUACGACAAUGUGCUCUGGGCCCUUCUCACCCUCUUCACCGUUUCUACUGGAGAGGGGUGGCCACAGGUGCUGAAACAUUCAGUGGAUGCGACCUACGAGAAUCAGGGCCCGAGUCCAGGUUACCGGAUGGAAAUGUCCAUUUUUUACGUGGUGUACUUCGUGGUCUUCCCUUUCUUCUUCGUCAACAUCUUCGUGGCUCUUAUCAUCAUUACUUUCCAGGAGCAAGGAGACAAAAUGAUGGAGGAUUAUAGCCUGGAAAAGAAUGAGAGAGCCUGCAUAGACUUCGCCAUCAAUGCUAAACCGCUCACGCGCCACAUGCCUCAGAACAAACAAACGUUCCAGUACCGCAUGUGGGAGUUUGUGGUGUCUCCUCCGUUUGAAUACACCAUCAUGGCUUUGAUCGCCCUCAACACCAUUGUCCUUAUGAUGAAGUAUGAUGGAGCAUCAGAUACCUAUGAAGCUGUGUUAGCCAACCUGAACAUGGUGUUCACCUCACUUUUCUCCAUGGAGUGCAUAUUGAAGAUCAUUGCCUUCGGAGUGCUGAACUACUUCAAAGACGCCUGGAACAUCUUCGACUGUGUGACUGUACUUGGCAGCAUCACUGAUAUUUUAGUCACAGAGCUAGGGAACAACUUCAUAAAUCUGAGUUUUCUAAGGCUCUUCAGAGCUGCUCGUCUCAUUAAGUUGCUCAGGCAGGGUGAGACCAUACGCAUCCUGCUCUGGACCUUCGUUCAGUCUUUCAAGGCUCUGCCGUAUGUGUGCUUACUCAUCGCCAUGCUGUUCUUCAUCUACGCCAUCAUUGGCAUGCAGCUGUUUGGGAACAUUGCGAUUGAGGAGGAUGGUGAGAGCGCCAUAAACCAGCACAACAACUUCAGGACUUUUUUCCAGGCCCUAAUGCUGCUCUUCAGGAGUGCUACAGGUGAGGCAUGGCAUGAAAUCAUGCUGUCAUGUCUGGGAAAGAAGCAGUGUGAUUCUCACUUCGGUAACGUGGAGCCAGAAUGUGGGAGCGAGUUUGCCUAUCUCUACUUUGUCUCCUUCAUCUUCCUCUGUUCCUUUCUGAUGCUGAAUCUGUUCGUGGCUGUGAUCAUGGAUAAUUUCGAGUACCUGACACGUGACUCCUCUAUCCUGGGACCCCAUCACCUGGACGAGUAUGUGAGAAUCUGGGCAGAGUAUGAUCCAGCUGCUUGCGGGCGCAUUCAUUAUAAGGAUAUGUACAGUUUAUUGCGAGUUAUCGACCCCCCUCUGGGCUUAGGCAAGAAAUGUCCUCAUAGGGUGGCCUGCAAGAGACUGUUGAGGAUGGACCUGCCAGUUGCCGAUGACAACACAGUGCACUUUAAUUCCACCCUUAUGGCCUUAAUCCGAACUGCUCUGGACAUCAAGAUCGCCAAGGGUGGGGAAGGAGGUGUAGAUAAGCACCAGAUGGAUGCUGAACUAAGGAAGGAGAUGAUGGCGAUAUGGCCCAAUCUAUCUCAGAAGAAUCUGGACCUUCUGGUGACACCCCACAAGUCAGCGACAGACUUGACAGUGGGAAAGAUUUAUGCUGCCAUGAUGAUCAUGGAGUACUAUCGGCAAAGUAAAGCCAAACGGACACAGGCUAUCCACGAUGAACAGAAUCGAACGCCAUUAAUGUUUCAGCGUCUGGAGCCACCAUCUCCAAGCCAGGAUGUGGGACAGGGACUCACUGGCCUUCCUGAAACACAACAACAACCUGUAAAUCAUCUGCCUGUUGAUGACAGGAUCCCGGAGAGCCAAUCAUGGGUGACGGCACGAGCCCAAGAGAUGUCUCAGAAAGCAGGAAGCUGGAGUCCUGAAGGCCAAAACCCAGACAACACUGCAGAUAACUGCAGACAAUCUCAGACAGUAGAGAUGAGAGAGAUGGGGCAGGACGAGUACUCGGACACUGAGCACUAUCUGCCGAUGGAAGGCCAUGGCAGGGCUGCUUCCAUGCCUCGACUCCCAGCAGACAACCAACAGACUAUCACUGAUAACAGUCUGAUGAAGCGUUCAGUUUCAUCUUUGGGGCAUGGGCGUCAAGGCCGCUCAGUGCGGGGUGAGGACUAUGCCAUGGACAGGGUUAUCCCAGAAGAGGGACACAGACAUGGGCAUCGCCACCGAGACCGCAAUCACCGUGCGUCUGAGCGUUCCCUGAGCCGCUACACUGAUGCUGACACAGCAGGUCUUGGCACUGACCUCAGCACCACCACACAGUCGGGAGACCUGCCAUCCACGGAGAGGGACCGGGGCCGGGCCAAAGACCGCAAGCACCACCAUCAUCACCAUCACCACAACGGUUCUCUAGAUAAGGAGCACUAUGGACAUGAGCGAGAACGAGGGGACUAUGGCCACAGACAGUCUAGAGAGAGAGACCGCCGCUGGUCCCGCUCACCGAGUGAGGGCAGAGAGUGCCUGACACACAGACAGGGCAGUAGUUCAGUAAGUGGCAGUCCAGUCCCCUCCACCUCUGGGACCAGCACGCCCCGCCGCGGCCGGCGUCAGCUACCCCAAACCCCCGCUACACCCCGACCCCACGUCACCUACUCUCCCGUGGUCCGUAAGCCCAUUGGUGGCACUCCCCCUCCGGGCCAACAAAACCGACUCCCAGCUCCGACUUCCCGUCGGUUUAGCCCGCCCGGUCCAGAGCCCCCGCUUCCCCCUCACCACCAUCCAUCGCCCCCAAACCAUGGCUCUCCUCACUCCUCCCGUCAUGCGCACUGGGGCCCCAGCCCUGCGGAGAGUGUGGAGGGUGACGGUUUCUACGAUGACCAAGACUAUGAGUUCAAUCACCACAAGCCUCCAUCCUAUGAACAAAGCCCUGUGCAGGGUAACCCUCACCCACAUUCCCCCAGGACUUCACGCCACAGCACCCCGCCUCAUGGCCAGCCAAAUCCGCGGCGCAUGCCAAACGGAUACCGUUCAUCAUCGCCCCCUCCCCACCACCACACCCCCAACCACCAGGGAACUCAUAAGCCUCCUCAUCCCAGAGGGCCCAGGAAGGGCCUCCAUGAACCCUACAGUGAGACUGAUGAGGAUGACUGGUGCUAGCCUCUGGGACGGGGAGGGGUGAGUCUUUCCACGCUCUCUGGAACGGACUGCCACCAUGCAGAACGCAGGGUCACGGUGAAACAAUACUCUCACCGGACUUGCCAGUCUGUCCGGGGAAACACUAGGCAGUGCGCUGAAUGUCCACAGAGGAAAUCUAGGCAUGAUUUGUUUCUUUCUAUUUCUCGUUUCUUUUCCGAUUCCUCUGCUGCUGAGUGUUUCCCUGAAACAGUGGUCUGCUAACAGUGAAUAUAAAGACUUCUGAAUAUGAAAUUCUCUUCUUAGCCUUUUCAGAAGAAUACAAAAAUUGUUUUGAUAAGGAGGAGGAAUCUCUGAACUUUGUUUCCCAGGAAAUUUCACGCAGUCCCUCCGGAUAUGAGACGCUAGAAACUCUAGCACUCUUAAAAAAAAAAAAAAGAAGGUGGAUCACUUUUUAUUUCACAGAACUUGACUGGAGAUUCGUUUAUUGCAAAAAUCAGUCCAGAUGCUGGGAAAUAUCGAUGAGUUUUAUCAUCUGUGUUUACUGUUGUUAAUUAUCCCGGUGAGGGGGAGGCAUUUGUCCAUGUGGGUAAAUUGUGGGUGGAAGUUGGAGAUGGGCGGAGGUGAACUCACCUGAACUAAAAUAGGAAAGCCCACCCUGCACUCCAGACCCCUAAGCGCAAGAAAGAAGAAUCACAAAAAAUAAUAAUAGGAGAGAAAAAAAAAAUGAAAAGCUCCUCACUCUUUCUUCUUCUACGACUUCGUCUUCUGCUUCUCAUUGGAAACACUGGAGUUUGAAUCUUCUGUUGCACUGCCCAGCUUUGUUUGAACUCCCAGAAAAUACAUUCCUUGGAAAUUCUGCAUGAUUAAAAAAGUAAUAAUAAUAAUAAUGAAAAAAAAGUAAAAAAAAAAAAACAAAUACAUAAAGAAAUGUUGGAUAAAACGGGGGAUCAGUUCCUUGGCUCUUUUGUCAUGUCCGUGACGUUCUCUCUCUCUCUCUCUCUCUCUCUCUAACGACUCUCUGAGAUCCCUCUCUCCUGAAGGAGGAAGGGGGAGAAGAAGCCAUUGCUAAUGUAAGUAAAUGGGUGACCAGAGAGAUGUUCGCAAUGUUUUAUACCAGAUUUGGUGCCAAAGGCCACAUUCAAUAAUGAUUGCGAAUCAAAAAUAAAUGGAUAGCACAAUUAUUUUGUUUUAUAACCUUUUUAUUUACAUUCCUCUGUCAGUGUGUAGAUGAUUUGCUCACCUUUACCAAAAUGCAGAUAUAGUAGCACAUAAACAUAUAACAGGCAAAGGACACAUGUGAUUCUUUUCCCUUACACCGCCGUAAACGGCCUCUUCCAGUCUUCCAGAGUAAAUACAGAGACAAAGAGAUGAGGGGGUAGAAAAGAGAGAGAGAGAGAGAGAGAACCUCUCCAUCUUUACAUAUGAUUUCAUGUUGAUAAUGAUGAUAAUGUGUGUAUAAAGAUAAUUACAUAAUUGAUGAUGAUGGUGAUGAUGAUGAUGAUGAUUUUAAUUUGGUUUUCUACCUGUUUUUGUAUGUGACUCAGCUGCUCUUUGUAUUGCCAUUUCAUGUGAGUUUUGUGUAGAUGGUGUGUGGAGCUCCGUGAUAGUGAUCCGUUAUGGGCCAUGACAGAAACCCAUCUGACCUUCAGUCGACGUCCUCGUUAGUUCGACAACUUCGGAUGUUUCCAUGGAAACAGUUUCUCAGCCAUAUCAUUGAGCAUUAAUGAGAGUUUGAAGCAUGCAUCUGAUCUCGAGUCUCUGUAACUGUGAACACUUUUUAUCAAGAAGGGAAAAAAGAAAGCAGAGAAAGAGCUGACUAGUUAUCGACCAUAUUGAUACAAACAUGUUAUGUAAAUCUUUAAAGAGCAUUUAGAUAUUAGCUAAGUAAACAAGGAUUAAUUCGUUUGGCAUAAAAUGCGCACGUUUUUUUAUCCAUACUUUCAGUAAUAAUAUUUAUUUUAAAGGAUGUUUAAAAAAAAAAAUCAAUGAUCUAUUUAGAACGAUUGUUGUUUAACUUUUAAACCAGUGGUUCUCAACUAGGGGUCCUAAGCAAAAAAAAGAAAAAAAAAAAGAUGACAAAUUAUUAAAUUAAUUGUUAAGAUUAGCAAUCAAUCACAGAAUAAAUCUUAAUUUAAAACAAUAAAUAAAGUUACAAAACAAGCAGCUUGAUGUCAAAAAGGUUGAGAACCACUGCUUUAACUAACCUAAAAAGUACCCCCCAAGACAUUUUAAAGUAAGCUAAUGGUGAGAAAGGAACUGAGCUCCACUACCUCUACUCGAGCAGCAGAUGGCGCUGUGAUCCACAUUGUUCUGCAGCCAGUGGCUCUGGCUCUUGUCAGUCUCACCUUUUUCUGUUCCAUGUGUUUAUGUCAAUGACCUGUACACUGAAAGAAGUACUUUGUGUCUGUCACCGAUGGUGCACGGUUCUGUGUUCAGGAAAUGUAACACAGCCAAUCAAACUGCACAGGAACAUGUAACACAGCCAAUCAAAUUGCAUGGGUGAAACAAUGACCAGGCCUUUUCUGCCAAAACUUG
Carassius gibelio (silver crucian carp) is the source of this 10148-nucleotide messenger RNA. RefSeq names its product voltage-dependent P/Q-type calcium channel subunit alpha-1A. Gene Ontology annotation, molecular function: high voltage-gated calcium channel activity; calcium ion binding. The transcript has 49 exons. NCBI's taxonomy places the organism in Eukaryota, Metazoa, Chordata, Actinopteri, Cypriniformes, Cyprinidae. The coding region runs from base 423 to 7634 and encodes 2403 amino acids. Gene Ontology annotation, cellular component: neuronal cell body; membrane; voltage-gated calcium channel complex. Gene Ontology annotation, biological process: chemical synaptic transmission; calcium ion import across plasma membrane. The record is from RefSeq and is a predicted model, not a curated record.